AUGUCUGCUAUAUCACUGCGUAGUAUACUUGAUGCCAACAAGUUGGUAGGACCAAACUUUGAAGACUGGUACAGAAAUUUGAGAAUUGUUCUCAUGCAUGAAAAGCUUAUCGAUGUGAUCGACAAGCCUGAAAAAGAAGUCCCAGCUGAGGAUGAUGCUGAGGGCACCAUGUAUUAUCAUAAAUACAUGGAAGACUGUCUUACAGGUAAAUGCAUCAUUCUCGCUUCUAUAAGUUCUGAACUCCAGAGGAAACAUCAAGAUAUGAACCCACUUGAAAUUAUUAAACAUCUUAAGAAGAUGUUUGGUACACAAGGUAGGACAGCUAGAUACCAGUUGUCUAAGGCUUUGUUUGGAUCCAAGUUGACUGCAAACUCUCCAAAUGGACCCCAUGUCAAUCAUAUGAUUGAUCUUAUUGAAGAAGUUGAAAAAUUGGGGUGCAAACUUGAAAAAGAGUUUUCUCAAGAUUUGAUCUUCCAAUCACUACUCGAAUCCUUUUCACAACUCGUUAUUAAUUUCAAUAUGCAUAAAAUGGACUAUGAUCUUCAUGAGAUGCUUAACAUGUUAAUUGAUUAUGAGAAUUAA
Messenger RNA from Lycium barbarum (goji berry), 582 nucleotides. RefSeq lists its product as uncharacterized. NCBI's taxonomy places the organism in Eukaryota, Viridiplantae, Streptophyta, Magnoliopsida, Solanales, Solanaceae. The record is from RefSeq and is a predicted model, not a curated record. The coding region runs from base 1 to 582 and encodes 193 amino acids. The transcript has a single exon.